UCUAUGACUCUAUGUUCCUUUAAUAUUUUAAUGUUUUGGUUUGGUGGCAAAGGCAACUUUGGUGACUGCCUUACAGAUAAACUGAAAGGAGCUGAAAGCAUUAUUUGGAAACGACAAUCAUAACUGGUAAACUGGCAAAAAGGCCAAGGAAUUCCCAAUUAGGGCCGCCAGUCUGGAAGAUGUGGUUUGUGCCAAAGGCGUGAUUCAGCAGUUUCAGUGAGAAAAACCAUCGCAAAGGCAAUAUAAAAUUCGCACUGAACCAAGCGGAGGAGGGGAAAGAGAGAGAAAUGUGAACGGGAGAUUAAUCUCCUUGUCGAGAAACUUGAAUCUCCUCCUCUUCUGGCAACGAGCUCAGUUCAGUGGCCGAGAGCCCCGAGUGAGCAGCUCUGUGUCCCCUGCUCCACAAGACAGGGAGUCCUCCAGGGAGCGCAACCAGUCUAACUACCCCCCUUUUCUCUCGGAUCCAGGACCUCCCUCUCCCAAACUCUCGCCGGGAAAGGGGGCCAUGUGCCCGGGCUCCGGCUCCCCGGGCGACCCGGAGGCGGGCUGGUUAAGACAGCGUCUCGGGCAGUGCCCGACGCUCUGAGCCCGGGGGAAGGGGAGAUCGAGGGAGGGGGGGAGAUCGAGGGAGGGGGGGAGAUCGAGGGAGGAGGGAGGAGGAGGAGAUCACGCCCCUCUGUAUCUCUGUCUCACUCAGCCCCUUCCCCCUCUGAUCAUGGACUACAUCUUCCGCAAGAGGAAACUGCUGAAGACACUGCUGAGCUUGUCGCUGUUCUUCGCCGCCCUGGCUCUCCUCCAGAAACUCAAACUGGGGGAUGGCCUGAGCCCGACCGCGGGGCUGCGGGGGGAGGCCUCCGCCGGCGGAGGAGGAAGAGGAGGUGGCAGGAGGCAGCUGGAGGUGGCGGUGGGGGGCUGGCUGGAAGCCGACAACAUCUUCUCCCGGAGCGGAGCUAUCAGUAACGGGAGUGUCGGGGGCGCGGCAGCUCCGGGCUCCGAGGAGGCACAGCCCGGUCCGUCAGGGGGCUUGGCGAAUCUCAGCAGCCCGGCUCCGGCCUGGGAGGUAACGGUCACCGAGUGCAGCCCGAACGCCUCAGUGCGGAGCCUGCCCUGGUUCUCGGGGCUGGACAGCCGCUUCCAGCAGUACGUCCUCUACCGGCACUGCCGCUAUUUCCCGCUACUGCUCAACCAUCCGGAAAAAUGCCGGCCGUCGCCGGGAGGAGAACGGGAGUCCGGGUCGCCUCACCUGCUCAUCGCCGUCAAGUCGGUCAUUGAGCAACACGACCGCCGGGCGGCCGUCAGGAAGACCUGGGGCAGGGAACUCAUGGUGGGCGGCCGCAGCAUCAGGACCGUCUUUCUGCUGGGCACGCCGGCCGCCGGCAAAGACCGGAGGAACCUGCAGAAGCUUCUGGAAUACGAGGACCGGCUGUACGGCGACAUCUUGCAGUGGGACUUCAUGGACACCUUCUUCAACCUGACCCUCAAGGAGGUCAACUUCCUCAAGUGGUUCGACAUCUACUGCCGCGGCACCCGCUUCAUCUUCAAGGGCGACGACGACGUCUUCGUCAACACCGAGAACCUUCUGGAAUUCCUGGCGUCGCAGAGCGAGGGGCCGCGGUGCGAGAACCUGUUCGCGGGCGACAUCAUUUCGCGCGCGCUGCCCAUCCGCAACCACCAGAGCAAGUACUUCAUCCCCAAGCAGCUGCACGACCGGCCGUACCCGCCUUACGCCGGCGGGGGCGGCUUCCUCAUGGCGUCGGCCCUGGCCCGCCGACUGCUCGUGGCCUCGGAGGGCAUCGAGCUGUACCCCAUCGACGACGUCUACCUGGGCAUGUGCCUGCAGAAGGUCGGCGUCCAGCCGCAGCUGCACUACGCCUUCAGGACGUUCGGCAUCGUCAAGCGCCGGGUCAGUCCCAUGAACAGCGACCCGUGCUUCUACAAAAAUCUGGUGGUCAUCCACAAACUGAGCCCCGAGGGGUUGCUCCAUAUGUGGGACACCGUCCACAACUCGACUCUUGUCUGUGCCAAGAAAUUUUUCGUCAACUUGAACGAGUAACCUCGUUGCUUUCUCGCGGAUUGAAAAAUGCGGAUUCUGAAGGAGUGAUUCAUUGAGCCUGUGAAAUCUGCUUGAUGUUGUGAAGAGAGACCUACUAUGAAUGACACCGAUAUUAAACUUAACUGAGCUAAGGUACUUUAUAGAAUAGACAUUUACAAAAAAAAACUGCUGUAUUUUAGCACACACUACAUUGUUUAAACUCUAUAUAUAAAGUUGCACUCCCCUCAGCUUUCGUAUCUACAGGUGAUUCAACUGGAGACCAUAAUUUCCUUUCUUACACGUUUUUGUGUGUAACGAAUUUUUUGGGGGGGUAUGAAACAUCGAAUACGUUUUACAGAAUUAAGGUAGUAACGUUUACCCCCUUUGUUCCUCCUAUCCUGAAAGUAUUUUUAUUUGUAGGGAUGACAUUUAGCCUGUGAUAACAUGCUCAAGUGACUUGUUCAUAUUCUGGUGAUGGGAUAUUGUGUAAAUGAAUGUACCAGUAACUGAACCCAAGAGUGCAGAGUCUGAUAAAGAUCAAAAGAGGAAGCCUGGCCUGGGGGGAUGAGCCCCGUCUAAAUUGAUAUCGGAUUCACUCACUAACUUUAGAUAUGAUUUGGAGAUGCCGGUGUUGGACUGGGGUGUACAAAGUUAAAAAUCACACAACACCAGGUUAUAGUCCA
Molecule: messenger RNA, 2715 nt
Organism: Chiloscyllium plagiosum (whitespotted bambooshark)
Lineage: Eukaryota; Metazoa; Chordata; Chondrichthyes; Orectolobiformes; Hemiscylliidae
Gene: b3gnt7l
Product: UDP-GlcNAc:betaGal beta-1,3-N-acetylglucosaminyltransferase 7, like
Biological process (GO): poly-N-acetyllactosamine biosynthetic process; protein O-linked glycosylation
Cellular component (GO): Golgi membrane
Molecular function (GO): UDP-glycosyltransferase activity; hexosyltransferase activity
Source: RefSeq, a predicted model, not a curated record